Poecile atricapillus (Black-capped chickadee) is the source of this 4821-nucleotide messenger RNA. It is a transcript of the gene PNPLA6, whose product is annotated as patatin like phospholipase domain containing 6. Gene Ontology annotation, cellular component: endoplasmic reticulum. The record is from RefSeq and is a predicted model, not a curated record. Lineage: Eukaryota; Metazoa; Chordata; Aves; Passeriformes; Paridae. Gene Ontology annotation, biological process: phosphatidylcholine metabolic process. Gene Ontology annotation, molecular function: phosphatidylcholine lysophospholipase A1 activity.
CGGGAGGCGGGACGGCCUUAAAGGGGCCAUGACCGCGCGGGGGCCGCGGCCGCCGCCAGGGCCGGAGCGGGGCGAGAGCGGCGGCCGGGUUCUGGCUGGGCGCGGCCCGCCCCGGCCAUGGGGCAGAGCGAGUCACAGCAGGAGGCUGAGGCCACUCUCCUCAGGGGGCUGCUGGGGGUCUUCAGCAGGGAGCAGCUCCCGGCGCGCGCGGUUCUGGGGACCAUUCUGGGCCUGACUGUGCUCGUCAUGGCCGUGGCCGUGCUGGGCUGGUGGCUGCGCCUCAAGAAGGUGCCAGCGCAGGAGCCACCGCGCUACCGCUUCCGCAAGCGGGACAAGGUCCUGUUCUACAGCCGCAAGAUCAUGCGUAAGGUGUCCCAGUCCACGUCAUCGCUGGUGGACGUUGGUGUCCCCGGCGGUGCCGCGCGCCUGCGCAGCCGCAAGAAGCUCAAGGUGCUCAGCAUCGCCAAGAAGGUCUCAGCCAGUUUCCUGCGGAUCCAGAAGGAGCCUCCCACGCUGCAGCUGAAGGAGCCGCCGCCCUCGGUGCUGGAGGCCGACCUGACCGAGUUCGACGUGGCCUCGUCCCACCUGCCCUCCGAGGUGCUCUACAUGCUCAAGAACGUCCGGGUGCUGGGACACUUUGAGAAGCCGCUGUUCCUGGAGCUGUGCAAGCACAUGGUGUUCCAGCAGUGCCAGCAGGGCGAGGAUGUGUUCCGGCCCGGCCAGCCCGACACCAGCAUCUACGUCCUGCAGGAGGGCAAACUGGAGCUGCUGCUCACCGAGGCGGACGGGAAGGAGACGGUGAUGAAGGAGGUGUUCCCUGGGGACAGCGUCCACAGCCUGCUCAGCAUCCUCGACGUCAUCACGGGCCACCAGCGGCCGUACCGGACGGUUUGCGCCCGCGCCGCCGAGGACUCCACCGUGCUGCGCCUGCCGGUCGAGGCCUUCUCGGCCGUCUUUGAGAAGUACCCCGAGAGCCUGGUCAGGGUGGUGCAGAUCAUCAUGGUGCGGCUGCAGCGCGUCACCUUCCUGGCCUUGCACAACUACCUGGGCUUGACCAACGAGCUCUUCAGCCACGACAUGCAGCCCCUGCGGCUCUUCCCUCAGCCCGGCCACGCCGCCCGCACCAGCCCGGUCCGUCACGGCAAGCGCGGCCUGGGCAGCGCCGACGAGGGCCGGACGCCGGUGAGACCCCCGAGACCCCCACCCCAAUCAUUUUUGGGGUCUCCACCACCCCAUGCUCAGGUUUUUUUUGGGGUUCCUCCUCCCAAAGCCGAGCUGAUGAAAGCCACCGGCCUGGAGGCCCCGGCGCCGCCGCCGCUGCUGAGCCGCUGCAUCUCCAUGCCCGUGGACAUCUCCGGCAUCCAGAAGGGUCCUCGCUCGGAUUUCGACAUGGCCUACGAGCGCGGGCGCAUCUCGGUGUCGCUGCAGGAGGACAGCACCGGCGCCUUCGGGCAGGCGUCCCAGGAGCCCAAGGAGCGCAAGUCGGUGACGCUGGAGGAGCAGCCCUCGGGGAUCUACCACUACAGCUCCUGCGAGGAGGACACGGCCACGGCCACCGCCACGGGGACCUGUCCCUUCGGGCCCUACCAGGGCCGCCAGACCAGCGACAUCUUCGAGGAGGCCAAGAGGGAGCUCAUCAAGCUCAUGAAGAUCGAGGACCCUUCUCUGCUCAACAACCGCGUCCUGCUCCACCACGCCAAGGGCGGCACGGUCAUCGCUCGCCAGGGUGACCAGGACGUGAGCCUGCACUUCGUGCUCUGGGGGUGUCUCCACGUCUACCAGCGCAUGAUCGACAAGGAGGAGGACGUCUGCCUGUUCCUCACGCAGCCCGGCGAGCUGGUGGGACAGCUGGCCGUGCUCACCGGGGAACCUCUCAUCUUCACCAUCAAGGCCAACCGCGACUGCACCUUCCUCAAGAUCUCCAAGUCCGACUUCUACGAGAUCAUGCGGGAGCAGCCCAGCGUGGUCCUGAGCGUGGCCCACACGGUGGCCGCCCGCAUGUCGCCCUUCGUGCGCCAGAUGGACUUCGCCAUCGACUGGAUGGCCGUGGAGGCCGGCCGGGCGCUCUACAGGCAGGGGGACAAGUCGGACUGCACCUACAUCGUCCUCAACGGGCGGCUGCGCUCGGUCAUCCAGAAGGGCAGCGGCAAGAAGGAGCUGGUGGGCGAGUACGGCCGCGGCGACCUGGUGGGCGUGGUGGAGGCGCUGACGCGGCAGCCCAGGGCCACCACGGUGCACGCGGUGAGGGACACGGAGCUGGCCAAGCUGCCCGAGGGGACCCUCAACAACAUCAAGAGGAGAUACCCGCAGGUGGUCACCCGCCUCAUCCACCUCCUGAGCCAGAAGAUCCUGGGCAACCUCCAGCAGCUCCGCGGGCCCUUCCCAGGGUCCGGCCUGGGCAUGGCCUCCAGCUCGGAGCCCAUCAACCCCACCAGCAACCUGGCGACGGUGGCGGUGCUGCCCGUGUGCGACGAGGUGCCCAUGGCGGCCUUCACGCUGGAGCUGCAGCACGCGCUCAACGCCAUCGGCCCCACGCUGCUCCUCACCAGCGACAUCAUCCGCGCCCGCCUGGGUUCCUCGGCUCUGGAGAGCAUCCAGGAGUACCGGCUGUCGGGGUGGCUGGCGCAGCAGGAGGAUCUCCACCGCAUCGUGCUCUACCAGACGGACUGCACGCUGACCCCGUGGACGCUGCGCUGCAUCCGCCAGGCCGACUGCAUCCUCAUCGUGGGGCUGGGAGAGCAGGAGCCCGCCCUCGGGGAGCUGGAGCAGAUGCUGGAGAACACGGCGGUGCGGGCGCUGAAGCAGCUGGUGCUGCUGCACCGCGAGGACGGCGCCGGCCCGGCGCGCACGGUGGAGUGGCUCAACAUGCGCAGCUGGUGCUCGGGCCACCUGCACAUCCGCUGUCCCCGCCGCGUCUUCUCGCGCCGCAGCCCCGCCAAGCUGCGGGAGAUGUACGAGAAGGUGUUUGAGAAGAGCGCCGACCGGCACAGCGACUUCUCGCGCCUGGCGCGCGUCCUCACCGGAAACACCAUCGCCCUGGUGCUGGGCGGCGGCGGCGCCAGGGGCUGCUCUCACAUUGGGGUGAUCAAGGCCAUGGAGGAGUCGGGGAUCCCCAUUGAUCUGGUGGGGGGCACCUCCAUCGGCGCCUUCAUCGGCGCGCUCUACGCCGAGGAGCGCAGCGCCGUGCGCACCAAACAGCGCGCCCGCGAGUGGGCCCGGUGCAUGAAUUCCGUUUUCGAGACCGUGCUGGACCUCACCUACCCCAUCACCUCCAUGUUCUCGGGCUCGGCCUUCAACGCCAGCAUCAACCGAGUGUUCCAGGACAAGCAGAUCGAGGACCUGUGGCUGCCCUACUUCAACGUCACCACCGACAUCACGGCCUCGGCCAUGCGGGUGCACACGGACGGCUCGCUCUGGCGCUACGUGCGCGCCAGCAUGACCCUCUCGGGGUACCUCCCCCCGCUCUGCGACCCCAAGGACGGCAACCUCCUGAUGGACGGGGGGUACAUCAACAACCUGCCAGCCGACAUCGCGCGCAACAUGGGCGCCAAGACCGUCAUCGCCAUCGACGUGGGCAGCCAGGACGAGACCGACCUGUGCAACUACGGAGACUCCUUGUCCGGCUGGUGGCUCCUCUGGAAGCGCCUCAACCCCUGGGCUGAGAAGGUCAAGGUUCCGGACAUGGCGGAGAUCCAAUCUCGCCUGGCCUACGUGUCCUGCGUGCGGCAGCUCGAGGUGGUCAAGUCCAGCUCCUACUGCGAGUACAUCCGGCCACCCAUCGACCGCUUCAAGACCAUGGACUUCGGCAAGUUCGACGAGAUCUACGACGUGGGCUACCAGCACGGCAAGGUGGUGUUCGAGGGCUGGAGCCGCGGGGACGUCAUCGAGAAGAUGGUGAAGGAUCGGCGCUCGGCCGACUUCUACGAGAGCAAACGCAUGGACGUGCUCACCUGUCCCAGCGCCGGUUUCACCGACCUGGCCGAGAUCGUUUCACGCAUCGAACCCGCCCAGCCCUACCUGAGCGACGGCUACGGCGACGAGGAAUCCGAUUACCUGACGGAGUUCGAGGACGAGGGCCCGGAGUCGCUGCGGGGCGAGGAGGACGCGGCCGAGUGGGGCAGCGCCGAGGCCGAGGAGGAGAAGCCCCUCGGGCACCGCCCGAGCGCCGCCGGGACCCCCCCGCCCCCCCCCGGGGACCCCGAUGGCUUCUGAGGCACCGACGGUGACACCGACGACCCAAAACGUCCCCAAAACGUCCCCAAAAUGUCCCCUCGGUGUCCCCAAACCUGGGGGACCCCCCCUCCCCCCCGUUCUAGCACUUUCUACGGGGCCUGGGACCCCCCGUGUCCCCCCCAAUGUCCCCAGUGUCCCCCCCCCGGCCCUGGGGUGACACUGGGGGGUCUCGAUGUCCCCUCAGUGUCCCCGGGACCCCUCAAUGUCCCCGGGGGGGGGUCCCGAUGUCCCCCCAAUGUCCCCAACGUCUCCGGGGGGAUCUCAGGACCCCUCAGUGUCCCCUCAGUGUCCUUGGGGGGUUCUGGGACCCCUCAAUGUCCCCUCAGUGUCCCCUGGGGGGUUCUGGGACCCCUCAAUGUCCCCUCAGUGUCCCCUGGGGGGGGUUCCGGGACCCCUCAAUGUCCCAAAUGUCCCCUGAGGGGUGGGGGAGGGGUCCCGAUGUCCCCUCAGUGUCCCCAAUGUCCCCCCCGCCGGCCUCGGGGGCCGCUGCUGUAAAUGUUCCUUUCUCGGUUCGUUUUUUUUUUACCGGUUCUGACCGCACUCCGGGCCGGCUGGAUGGGUCAUUAAUUAUAAUUAAUUACUGAUUAA